UACAGCAACACGGCGUUAGUUCGGAAAAAAACGUGAACGUGCAUGGACAUGUUGUAGAGCGCACCGUUAUUCCCAUAGCAGCCAGCAGAUUCGCGCGUGCAAAUCCUUACCCUCCUCUUCGCCCACCGCCGCUGCGCUAGUAGUUGUUGUCGUUGUGCGGGCUCGCUUUUCGGGGGCGGGGCACGCGGUCAUCGCAACAGCAAAUAGCAAAAUCCUUAUUCGUUAAUCGUUAAUCGCCAAUCGUCAUCGGCGGAACGUGUGUGCAGAAUUAAUGAAAUACGCGCGCCGCUCCAUCAAUGAAAACGAGAGAGGGGACCAGCCGCCGAGUAGUAUUUCAAAGAUUGCCUCGCAGCGCUGUGCCUUCGGUUCACGGUGUGUUUAGGCCCACUUUUUUGUUUGCCAACAGUGCGUGCUAGCGGAGGAGAAUUGCCAAAGCAACCGCGGUUACCAAAAUUCUUGCCACAUAAACCGAGCAACUUGCCGCAUAAAUAGGGAUUAUACCGGCAGAACGUCAGUGGGGCAGAGAGCGAUUGGAUACACAUGUGCCAGCGGGCGGCCCUCCAUCAACAAUAUGUUUGGCAGCAAGUUCCGGCAUCGGAAUUGAAUUUAAUAAAAUAAAUUAAGCCAGCAGCGGAGUGGGUCAAAGCACACAGUUUGAAUUGUUAAUGAGCAGCGGCAAAAAGUGUUAAAUGCUGAUGACGCCGCCUCUGCCGACGUCACAGCCGCUGAUUCGACGGUGCUGAAAAGUCAAUUAAAGGCGAAUGCCGGAGUCUGGACUGGGAAGCCAUUGGCGAACUUGGCCAGAACGUAGUUAACGUGGAAAAGGAGAGCAGCAAACGAAGCGACGAGUGCAAGAAGCCAGAAGACAGCAAUUACCAUGUCGUUGGCCCCUCAUCUCGGCCAGGCUUUUACCCUCGGUCUGGGCCUGUGCCUCUGCCUGAUUUUGGCCACAUUUCAGGGGGCCCGGGGAUUGGCCAACUGCCCGAAUGGCUGCGAGUGCGACGACGACACCCUGAUGGUCAACUGCGGCGAGGGCACCCUCGACGUCCUGCCCAUCGCCCUCAAUCCCGCCAUCCAGCGCCUGGUGAUCAAGAACAACAAGCUGAAGACCAUCGACUCAUCCAUGCAGUUCUAUGCGCAGCUCACCUUCCUGGAUCUGUCGUUCAACGACAUGUUGACGAUACCGGAGCGAUCGUUCUCGUACCACGCCAAAUUGCAGGAGCUGCACCUGGACCACAACAAGAUUGGCCAGGUGUCGAACAGGACCUUCCUAGGCCUAUCCACUAUUAGUGUUUUGAAUCUGAGGGGCAACCUGAUUGCCGAGCUGGAGUACCGCACAUUCUCGCCCAUGGUCAAGCUGGCGGAGCUGAAUCUUGGCCAGAACCGCAUCGACCACAUCGAUCCACAUGCGUUUGAUGGCCUGGACAACCUGAGGGUUCUCUAUCUGGAUGAUAAUUCCCUGACCACUGUGCCGGGAGCGUUGACCUUCCAGGCUCUACACUCCCUGGCAGAACUGUAUUUAGGAAGCAACUCCUUUAUGACGAUUCCGGGCGGAGCGUUUGAAGAUCUAAAGGGCCUGACACGGCUAGAUCUGCGCGGAGCUGGUCUGCACAACAUCUCGGGAGAAGCGCUCAAGGGUCUGGAGGGCCUGCGCUACCUAGAUCUGUCGGAUAAUAGCCUGCCUGUGAUUCCUACGGCAGCUCUUCAGAGACUGGGACGCCUGGAGCAGCUGAACAUUGGUCAGAAUGACUUUGAGGUCGUCUCCUCGGGGGCCUUUGCUGGCCUCCGGGAGCUGAGGCACCUGGAGUUGACGGGAGCCAAGAGACUGAGGCGCGUGGAGAGUGGUGCCUUCGGGGGAAACACCAACCUGGAACACCUCAACCUUUCCAGCAACAAGGAGCUGAACGAGCUAUCGUCUAUGGCCCUGGGUGGUUUGCCCCACCUGAGUACAGUGGUGCUGAAGGCCAAUCAACUGAGCAGCCUGGAUGAAGGUCUAGUGCCCUGGGCAGAUCUUCAGACCCUCGAUCUCUCGGAGAACCCAUUCGAAUGUGAUUGCAGGCUGCUGUGGCUGCAUCAUCUGCUGGUCAGACGGAACUCGAGUGGCCAGUUCUCCCCCGUGGUCUGCGCGUAUCCGACGACUCUGCGAGACUUACCUCUGGCCCAGUUGGCCGAACCCCUUCUGGGUUGCGCCCGUGGAGCUGCGAGCAAGCAGGCCAUCAUCGGCAUCCUCGUGGUGGCCUGUGCCGCCUUGAUAACCACUUUGGCCCUGAUCCUCUACACCUGCCGCCGUAGGAUUCGGGAGCUGCUGAAGGGACACUCGGCGCUGGGCAGGAAGGAGCGGGAGUACCAGAAGACCUUCUCCGACGAGGAGUACAUGUCCAGGCCACCACCCGGUAGCGGAGGAGUCCACCCGUCUGCGGGUGGCUAUCCCUACUUUGCCGGCAGCAGUCGGCCCAUUCCGGUCACCGAGCUAUAGCUAGAAGCACCACCCCCGCCUCAGCUGCGGGGUCGGGGUGGUGGUGGCGGUGCUGCCAGCACCGCCAGCGGGGCAGUGCAGCAGCUGCAGGUGCCCAGUGCCGUGGACCAGGCCUCCAACUCCUUCGCUCAGCUCAGCCACAUUCACUACAUGACCAACAACGGACAGCCGACCUCCAAGAUGCACCACUCGCAGCAGGACAUGCGACUGUUGACCUGCAACGGGGGCAAGCCACUGAAUGCCACCUCGCUGCCGCGCCACCGACCGCCGGUGGUGCAGGAGAGCACCCUGUCGCACUACAGCCAGCCCCUUGCCAACGGGAUCCGACUCACCCAGGACCACUUCAACCACAACCAGAACCAGAGCCACCACUACGGCGGGGUCUAUGCCAAGCCCUGCGAUGCGAUGUCGGAACCGGGAUACAUCCACAAUAACUCGCACUAUUCGCUGCCCCUGGAUCACGACUUGCCACCCAGCCCCACGCCCACUCCUCCGCCCCCCGCCCUACCGCUGAGGAACGGAGUGGGCAUGGCCCUUAUCCACGGCAACACCACGGGACGCAGAUCCUUCAACAAUAACAACAACAACGUCUCCACCCUGUCCAACAACAAUCACCAUGGCGGCGCUGGAGUGGGCGUGGCAGUAGGCGGUACCGUGGGCAACAACAAUGGGAGCCUGAGGCGGUACCACUGAUAUUCGGCCAAGACGUGCGGCACUCUGGGCCGCACCAUCGUCAAGACCAGGCGGGACCCGGAUAUCGAGCUGCAUUACUUCUACAAGGGAUAAAGAGGAAAGUCGAGGAGGACCGAUCUUAUUUAAUCGGGUUAGGUUUGAUUAUCGUAUUUGGACAGAGUUAGUUAAGUAGAAUAUCACUAGGGUCUUCAAAUAACAUUUUAAUAUAUUGAGGAUGCCCAAAGGUAUGCAAACCUUUAUUUUGAACUCUGAAGUGGAAUGAAUAUUUUUUUUCUUUAUUCACUGCAUACCUUUAGUCACCUAAAGUUAUAUUUAAAAAUUAUUUAAAACCCUAGUGAUUGACUUACGUCGAUUCUAUCUAAAAACGAAGAUCAAAGCAAGCCUGAAUAUUCAUAAUCUAGUUGUAUAUUCCUACGUUACGUGUAUUCAAGCGAAAGCAUUUUGUAUAAAUUAGAAUUUAGUUCGAGAGGUUGUCGACCAGGAAAAGCGCAGGAAAAACGCAGGUGUAUAUAAGAAAAUCUUGCGCACAAUUUGGCAGGCACUGUGGGUUGGCCAAAAACUAAAAAAGAAAACAAAAAUCGACCAACCUGCCGACAGGCCAUUUCAUUUGCAUACAGUGAUCUUAAUUAUUAAGUUGUGCUUGAAAGCAUUUCAAUUAUUGUAAAUAAUUAGAAGCUUCUUUAUAAAUGCGCCAAGCAAAAUCAACAAAAACUUCGAAACAAUACAAAAAAAUUUAGCAAACAAAUAAUUUUACUUUAUAAAAUAACAAAUAAGCUACGCGCUUAAGCACCAGUCAUUAAAACUAUGUAUGUAUUUAGCCUAAAGCUAUCACAAAAAUAUUCCAAAAACAAAGAAAAAAAUAAAUAUGCAAAAGCAAAAAUAGAACGCAGCAGAUUUUUAUAGUUAAUAGACUCAGUAAAGAAUAAACUACUCGCCGGAAUAAUAAACAAAGAAGAUGUUCACACAGUGUAAAAUGGAAAUAGCUGUCGAAACUAUUGAAAACUCCGAAAUAUUCAUGUAGAACCUACGCCGCAUUCACAAAUACGAAUAAGCAAUUUAUGCAACAUAAACCAACACAAAGUAAAUCUAUAUAUACGAAUUAUGCGUGUAAAUAAAACAAGUAACUAUGCUCGAAAAAACAUACAAUUUAGGUUUUUUUCAUUUUGCAUUUUUCAUUUCCCCAGCCUCGGCUGAAGACUUUUGUUUCAGCAUUUGAUUUGAUUUUCGUUUUUCACUGCAACGAGUCGUCAACCCGUUUGAUCGAUUGUACAUAUUUAACAAUUUAAUGGAACAAAUUGCAAAACCAAUACAAGGGAGUUGAAAGUAACCUAAAAAUAAAGGAACAACAAAGUUUACCAUAUGUAAUUGAAAACUUAUUCAAACGCAAAUUUCAUAUUCAUAUUUCAUAACGAAGCCGAUCUUUCAUCUAGUUAUACGAAGAAAAACACUAUAAAUAAAUUAAAUCAAUUUGAACUACAAUUUAAGCAAAUUACAAGGGACAAGCAUAGUUAAACAAGCUAAGCCAGAUGAAAUGGUAUAAGAGUAUAAACAAGACAUAGAUUGUAGCCGAGCAAAAAAUACAUUUGUGGAUCAGCGUCUAAUCGUAUCACUAAAACAAAAAGUAAAUCAACAAGUCAUGCAAGGAAUUCUCUCAAUGUAAUGGAUAAAUACAAAUGCGAAGAAAUUCAACCGUGUUCAAGAACUAGAAGAUAAAAUCAAAUAAAGAACAAACUUAACAAUA
Molecule: messenger RNA, 4910 nt
Organism: Drosophila biarmipes
Lineage: Eukaryota; Metazoa; Arthropoda; Insecta; Diptera; Drosophilidae
Gene: caps
Product: protein slit
Exons: 5
Coding region: 878-2476 (532 amino acids)
Cellular component (GO): extracellular matrix
Molecular function (GO): protein binding
Source: RefSeq, a predicted model, not a curated record